AUGCCCAAAUCCAAGCGCCAGAAGGUCGUGCAUCUUACCAAGACGGACAAGAAGGGCAAGGAGCUAUCUUUGAAGCUCUUUGCCAAUGUCCAGGAAGCGGCGGAUAACUUUGAGCACAUCUUCGUCUUCGCCGUAGAGAACAUGCGCAACUCGUACCUCAAAGAAGUUCGCCAGGAGUUCGCUGACAGCCGAUUCUUCUUCGGAAAGACCAAAGUCAUGGCGAAAGCGCUUGGCCUAAGCCCGGCAGAAGAGCACCUCUCGAACCUCUCCGAGCUUACCAAGCACCUCAACGGCAAUGUCGGACUCUUUUUCACCAACCGCGAGCCCAGCGAGGUCAUUGAGUACUUUGUCAACUACUCGCAAACCGACUUUGCGCGCGCCGGUGUUGUCGCUACACAGACCUUCACAGUACCCGCUGGUGUUGUCCACUCAAGAGGUGGAGAGAUUCCCGAAGAGGAGGACGUGCCGCUGCCGCACAGCAUGGAGACUACCAUCAGGAAAUGGGGCAUGCCAACGAGGCUCGACAAGGGCAAGAUCAUCUUGGAUGUGCCGCACACCAUCGCCGAGGAGGGCAAGGUCAUGAACAGUCAUCAAACAGCGCUGCUGAAGAUGUUCGGUGUGGCCAUGGCAGACUUCAAGAUCGAUCUCAAGGCCUACUACACCAAGGCGACUGAGCAGGUGACAGAGGUUGGAGCUAUGGAGGAGUAG
Messenger RNA from Alternaria ethzedia, 708 nucleotides. RefSeq lists its product as uncharacterized. The transcript is spliced from 2 exons. Bases 1 to 708 code for a protein of 235 amino acids. NCBI's taxonomy places the organism in Eukaryota, Fungi, Ascomycota, Dothideomycetes, Pleosporales, Pleosporaceae. Gene Ontology annotation, biological process: ribosomal large subunit assembly; rRNA processing; nuclear-transcribed mRNA catabolic process. Gene Ontology annotation, cellular component: nucleolus; preribosome, large subunit precursor. The record is from RefSeq and is a predicted model, not a curated record. Gene Ontology annotation, molecular function: RNA binding.